Sungouiella intermedia is the source of this 2628-nucleotide messenger RNA. The record is from the annotation of a GenBank genome assembly. Lineage: Eukaryota; Fungi; Ascomycota; Pichiomycetes; Serinales; Metschnikowiaceae.
AUGUCUAGCACACCGCCUACUUCCAAAUCCACGAUAGACACUUCACAGUCUUCUACUGCCAACGGAUCUUCCUCCACGGGCUCCAACACGCCAUCCAACGGUUCCAACUCGUCGUCCAAUGGUUCCAGUACCUCGUCCAAUGGAACGGCGGCCCUGGGUCCUCGCCGUUUCCGUGGUGAUGUGGCUCCCUUCAGCCCUGCGGCCCAAUCUCCUCAUAUAUACUCCCAACAGCUUCACUAUCCGCCACAGGUGCCUGGUCAGAACAUGGCAUACCCUCAAUACUACUCACAGCAGCCGCAGUUUGUGUAUGGCGGCCAGUCGCUCCCCUACUACCCAGUAGCCAUGGGCUACCCUGAUUACAUGUACCAACAGUACCAAUACUAUGCCAUGGCCAACCAGUAUGGCACGCCGCUGCCGUACAUGAACAUGGGAAUGAACAACGGCUACGCGCCACGCAAAAAGCAUUCCAAGAGCCACUAUAAUCAUUAUGACUAUAAUAAGAGUCUGUGGUCUCCAUCGGCUUCUCCGGCGGCAGAAACGGCAGAUGAGGGCCAGAGGGACAACCAGCCUGCUGAGUACGAAGAGAAGGAGAAACAUGCAAAGGCUGAAAAGGCUGAAAAGGCUGAAAAGGUCGAGAAGAUCGAGCAGGAGGUGAAAGAUGUAAAGGAUGUAAGGGAUCCAAAAGGCGAAGAAGCUCCAAGGGAUAACCUUGUAAAUGUUGAAAAGGCCGAUGAGAGUACUGAGAAGACCGGAAACGUCGAGCAGUCUCAAAAAGUCACUUCCGACAAGACUCCAGCCUCGUCUUCAAACACAGGUCCACUGCCCAACGGUAAUGGGCUCCCUCUCUACUUCAACACCUCCAUCGACGAAUUCAAACUCAACAAGAAGGAUGCAGCUAAUAAGAAUGAGGAUCGCAUAGCAUCAAAGUCGGCUAGAGUGGAGGCAUUCCUCUCGCUGGUAGCUGGGGAUGUCGCUAUCACUCCAAAUGCCCAAACUCGCAUCGUCGACCACAACUCCGACAAAGCAUACUUCAAGCGCCUCUAUCAUACUCCUCAGAGUGCCAACACUUAUGAUAAUGAAACUAAUGACUCCGCAUCUGCGCAAAAAGCGCCCACAUCUAACUGGGCUUCGUUUUUGCAAACUACAGCUAAACCCGCGAAAAAGGGUUCUCUACCGAAGCCUGUCGGCGUGGCUGGUGUAUCACAGGCUUCUGCACCCACACAACCUUCGAAGCCUACCACACCAGUGUCUACUACGCUGCCACAGCCACUCGGUGUUCUAGCGAUGAAAAUGUUGUUCGACCCAGAGUUUUAUCUCGACGAUUGCGACCCAUACCUAAUCAAGCCUCGUGGUUUAACGAACUCUGGAAACAUUUGUUACAUGAACGCUAUUCUCCAAUGUCUUGUCUUCUGUAUUCCAUUCAGCAAGGUACUCAAAACAAUUGAAGACAGAUCGAUUGGCAGCAUUGGUGAGAACUCACCCACUCCUCUUAUCGACGCUACAAUUCAGUUUAUUAAUGACUUCAUGAAUGUGCCUCCUCUGGGAAAACCAAACGGUAGCGUUGUUAACAGUGAUGGUAUCGUGGUGGGCAGACCACUUUCGCCAGAAGGCUUGUACAUGAAGUUGAUCGAGAAUACUAAAUUUCAGCACCUAAAGUGGGGCCAACAGGAAGACGCUGAAGAGUUCUUAGGAUACUUCUUGGAUGGCCUCCAUGAAGAAUUUGUGAAGGUGGAAUCUACCGUUGCAGGUAGCCAGAUGGAGAAAUAUUAUCAGGAGUUCAGCCGCAACCUAGAUUCAAGCCUGGCAGCCGAACUCAAAACCAAAAUGAAGGAGGCUGUCCGCCUAUUGAGCUCACCAGACCAAAAGCAUGUUGAAAUCAACGAAGUUGACGACGACAACUCCCAGCCCAACGGUUGGUCGGAAGUUGGAAGUGGGAAGCGAGUUAGUAAGAAGCGCAUUGUUGAGGUGGAACCCUCGCCCAUCACACAGAUCUUUGGAGGUCAAUUCCGCAGUGUGUUGACAGUUCCAAAGUCUAAAGAAUCACAAUCCAUAACUGUUGACCCAUUCCGGUGUAUCCUGGUGGACAUUUCACUGGGAGAUAUUGAGACCAUAGAAGAUGCAUUAUGGAAAUUCAACGAAGCAGAAAAGCUUCCAUAUAAGAUUGAAGCAGGUAGGGAAGUUGUGGCCCGCAAGCAAACGUUUAUUGACGAGCUACCCGACGUUUUGGUGCUCCUGCUCAAGCGGUUUUCUUACCAACAUGAGCAAGGACACAACAAGGAAAACGAGGAUGGUAGUGAACAGAAUGAGGCUGAAGGAAUGCAUGCUGUCGGAAGUAUUGAAAAGGUUAUGAAGAAUAUCAAAUUUGGAUUGGACUUGUCCAUUCCAGCCGAAUGUCUUUCGCCCGGUGCCCGGACCAGUCAAAAGCGAGACUACCGAUUGAUCGCAGCCAUCUACCACCAUGGACGGAACGCUGAAGGUGGACAUUAUACAUGCGAUGUUUCACGAGACAAGCAGAGCUGGCUUCGGAUUGACGAUACCGCAGUGGAGAAAAUCGAUGCCAGCAACGUGAUUGAAAAGCCGGAGGCGGGCGAUAAGAGUGCGUACAUUUUGAUGUAUGAGAGGAAGUAA